Messenger RNA from Hyalella azteca, 3012 nucleotides. RefSeq names its product protein canopy homolog 2 (gene sel). Gene Ontology annotation, cellular component: endoplasmic reticulum. The transcript has 5 exons. The record is from RefSeq and is a predicted model, not a curated record. Lineage: Eukaryota; Metazoa; Arthropoda; Malacostraca; Amphipoda; Hyalellidae. Bases 559 to 1131 code for a protein of 190 amino acids.
AUCUCACGUUACAGGAGGAAAAAACGCUUUCAAUGGAUACAAUACAAAUCUUUUUAGUGUUAAUUGGAAAGCGAGUUGGAAACAAGUCACUAAAAGUACAAGAAUCGGUGACAGGCCACACCGGCCUACUCAAAUGAAAAAUUCGUCCUAAAAAUGAUAUUAACUCCACAUGAUUUGACAAAAACCAUCACAUCAUGAAAACUACCUAUAAUUCGUAAUUUUUAGUUUCUCAAUAGAUUAUGAGAAGUAAAAUGAAUUAUUAUGCGAAGUAAAUUGAAGUUUACGCUCGCAUGACAUUUUUUACGUUCUCUUUGUUGACGUUAUCGGCCAACCAUACACGUCAUAACACAUGUUGAUUAUCAAUUUUUGCGGUCCCGGGAUUUGUAAGAGUUACUAUCUUCCUACCACCAGUCACUCGGCAGUCGGCACUAGUCAGAUUCAGACGUACCAAAUACCAAUUUCGGUUUACCCAAAAUUAAGUUGUUCAUAGGUUCCUGUCCUUGAUCAUCCCAGCCCAUUGAAGCUUUCUGAAACAAGAGCUGCAUCAGCAUCACUGUCAUGGCCUUGAGUGUGAAGCUGCAAUUUUUAAUAGGUCUUCUGUUGAUGGUUUCUUCAUCCACCUCAUCUGAUCUGCCCAAGUCAAAGGUUGUCAAAUGUGCUGUGUGUCAGAGUCUGGUGAAUGAAGUUCAUUAUCAGAUAAGCCAGGUGGAUCCACGACGUAAGAUUGAAGUUGGAUCGUAUCGCAUCGCAUCCAAUGGAGAUCAGCAGACGACCAGCAGGAUCUACGCUGGAUCAGAGGCUCACAUGACAGAGCUGAUGGAGACCGUGUGUGGCUCGUUCAAAGACUACGCGCAGGCCAAGCACAAGGAGACGGGUCGUGUCGAAGUUAUCCCCAUUGUGGGUAAAGAUGGGCAGAUGAACCCUCGCUUCAGCGAGUACGAGAUGAUCCAGGACCCCGACCUCAACAAGAGUCUCGAGUUCCAUUGUGAAAGCAUCGUUGAGGAUCACGAGGAUGAUAUAGUUGAGCAUUUUAGCAGCCAGCCCCAGCAAGAGUUUGAUCUUGAGAAAUCCCAAAAAGAAUUUUGUUGGUCGAAGUCCAAAAUAUGUUCUGGUUUCAAAGAAGAGUUGUGAUCACAGUUGGGCUUCGUAGCAUUUCGAAUAUCAUAUAUCAUGAAGUGGAAUUUCUGCAGACAUUUCAAAAUUGGCUGAGAUGUCUAGAUUCAUUCCUUGAUGUGUUCGUAUAUGUGCAGAACCCAUGUGUUGUUACUAGAGUUUUACUGAACAUUUGAGAGAGUGACAUCAAGCUUUUGCUUAUUCUACACGAUUAUUCCUUUUAAAUCCAGUAUAAUCGUAUGAAGUUUAUCUGUUUCAUCAGUUAUUUCUCUACGAAACCUAAUCAAUAGUUAUGCUGGGAAUAUGUCCACGUAGAUUUAAUAAUUAGUUACAUCUCCUGUCAAGAAAGGUUCGUAAGAGCAUCAAUUAAAAUUAUUAAAUGAAUCUGAAAAUUUGUUGAAGUUUAAGAAUCUUUAUGUGUACAUUAAUUGUUGACGAAAGUUUUCCAGUUUUUCCCCACUUGUCUGCAAUUAUAUUGAAGUUCAACGUGUUUCAUAGAAAAUGAUGUAUUCCAUUCAUGGUUUUCAUAAUUUAUGAUCUUUGUCUUUUGUUGUGCAUUGAUGUUUUUUUAUACUGCCGUAACCGCUUGAAUAAGCGAAAGCGUUCGAUUAUUUAUUGCUACAGCAAUUCUUGAGGAAGGCUUCCAAGCAAUAUUAUAGUAUAUAUUCCACGUAUUGUUGAAUUCAAUUUUUUCUUAGAUAGACGUUAUCGCCUGUUUUGUUUAUUGAAAUUCAGCUCAAUUUUUGUACCUUGGAGGUGAAAAUAUCAUUUAUGGUAUUGGUAUGCAUGUCUUUAUUAUUAUAUUUUACUCGGCUUUUCAGUGCAUUGUCGCCUGUCUGUAAUUAUGCUAUUGAAGGCAUAAUCUCGUUCGAUUAGUGCAAUAAUUAUUUUCUUAAAAAUAGAAUUUUUUCAUCAUUCGGCUAUCCCUCAAUUUUGAUGGCCGUAACCGAUCACAAUCUUAAGCCCCAGUUAAUGAGCUUGUAAGUACAGAGAAGCAUCAUGAGAGCCGUUCAUCAGUGAAAGAAGCUUCUCUCCUUGUGCCUUAAAGUUGUUUAAUUUGGUCAUUUGUGAUCUUUUUGUCCGUUCCGUAUUAUCCGAUGACAGUCGUUGCACUCUGAGCUUCGCGAGCACGUGUUUGCAGUUGUUUUCAAAAUUAAAAGAAUUGACUUAGCUCUUCUGCCAAUCUUUGACCUCCAAUCAUCAACAUUAUUGAUAAUAGUUUAAAAUACUCGCAUUUAUUUGUGUUUUUGUCGCGCUUUCUCAUUUAUUCCCACUAAUUUUUUUUGCGUGCUGUCUCGUUUUCUGAAGGAAUUGUGAUUUUUUUUCCGUUUUAAUGGUGUGGCACAAACUAUGUUAAAAAAAUCAUUCAUAAUCAUGUUCUAAAUUUCUGUUUCACUUUCAAAUUUUACUUCAAAACUGAUAUGAAUACAUUUUUUGCUAAAAUCUUGUAGAUUGAUUUUAUUUAUCACUAGGUUAUCGUGUUACCGACCGUUCGGUUUUUGCUGCAUGACUGUAUUCUAUGAGUAAUUUCUUUCUUUGUAGAAUUUUACUGUUAAUUUGACAAGUAUGGCGUUGAGUGUUAUACUUUCCGGACACACGCUGCAUAUGGGGUCCAGCACAUGUUAAAGUCGCUCAUACAUUGUUAUUAUCUCACGUGAAAUGUGGUUUCGACGAAGCUAUACUGCGUGGUCUGCUUUGUUUGGUCAAUUUCUGGUCGUGAUUAAGUGUAUUGCUUUGCACCGUAAGUAUUGAAUAUUUAUUAAGUAUGUUAUUUGUGGAGUAAUAGGAAAUGAAUAUUUCUUGAAAUGUGGCAUUUAAGUUAAAAGAGAAUAUAACCACUGUAUGAAUUGAAACCAUUGGUUUACACAUUUUUCAUCUUCAUAAAGAAAGUUAAAUCGU